Molecule: messenger RNA, 372 nt
Organism: Globicephala melas (long-finned pilot whale)
Lineage: Eukaryota; Metazoa; Chordata; Mammalia; Artiodactyla; Delphinidae
Gene: C8H11orf52
Product: chromosome 8 C11orf52 homolog
Cellular component (GO): extracellular exosome
Source: RefSeq, a predicted model, not a curated record
AUGGGAAACCGGCUCGGCUGCGGGGGAAGCUGGAGCUGCCCAUCAACUUUCCAGAGGAAAAAGAAAAUGGGGAGCCAAGCAAGACGGACAUUAAAGCAGCAGCAGCAACAGAAUGGCACAAAGGGCCAUGACCCAACGGGACGUACGUAUGAGCAGGUGUUAAAGCAGCCUGUGUCUCAGGAGAUGAGUCAAGGCCUCAUGUCGGAGGAGAGCAGCUUACACUAUGCAGACAUUCAAUUGUGCAGCCUAACCCAGACACGCUCUGCCCAGGAGGUGAAGCACCUACAGCUAGAAAAUGCUACAGAAUAUGCGACGCUUUACUUCCCCCAGUCCACACCCCGCUAUGACAGCAAGAACGGGACCCUAGUAUGA